GACACCGGCAUUGGCCAAAGCAAUUGACAAGUUUUCAGCAGGUAAGUAAGUAGAAGCAGCAAAAACAAAGCGGAAAACGCUGAAAAAGAAGAAAACUCUGUUCUGGAGAUAGGAAACAAGGACGAGGACCCAGCACCUGCAAAAGGAGCGGAAAAUUGCAAGCAAGUGUUGUGCGAAUUUCGCGGAAAGCCAGGAAGUGGGCAGGAAAACGGUGAAAGGAAACUGAAUAGCUCGAGAGGACUCGCAGCUGGAGAGCUAUUUGAAUCUGAAUCUGAAUCCGGGUGCUCGCAGCUGGUCUUGGCCAUGAACUUCUACGACGAGGAGAUCACAAUCGGCGGACCCGACUCCAAGCAUCUGAGCAGUGUUCAAAUGGAGUCCCGAAAUGGAGGACCAGGCGGCGGCAGAGGUGGGGCAGUCGGGGGUGGAGCAGGUGCAGUGGGCGUGGGCGUGGAAGGAGGCGCCACUGGAGGUGUACAAAGAGCAGCCGCUGGCAGGCACCGUCGAAUGUUCCAAAGCAACUCUACAGAUGACGAUGGUCUGCUGCAGGACAUCAUUGACCACGAUGACGAGGCGGAGGACAGCGAGGAUGACGAUGACAGCGAGAUGCACCUGCCCCAGGGAAUGACCAUGAGCGUGGGAAUGACGGGCCUGGUGCCCGGGCCGAGCAUGCAGAAGCGACCGGGAAGCAACCGGAGCUCCAAGCCAGUACCGGAUGACACCAUGAGUUCCGGCAGCGAGGAAGCAGCAAUGGGUGCUGGAAUGGGAUCCGGAGGAGCACGAGGCGGAGCCAAGUUACCACAUCACAAGCUAACGCUCCCCAUGAGGGGCAGUGCUGGUGGAGCAAGAAGGUCUGAGCGGCAGGAUGAGCCAUCCUUUAUCAUGAGUCCCGAUAAAUGGGAAGAUCUGCCCGUGCCCGGAGAACUCAAGGAACUGUUUCCCUAUAUCGUCAAAUACACCCCGCAAACGAUCGAUACUCCCUUCCACCUGCAACCAUUUAUCCCCGAGUUUGUGCCCGCUGUGGGCGAUGUGGAUGCUCUUCUGAAAGUCCAGGCUCCUCCACUUUUGCAGCCCCAACGCCAGAAGGAGCUGAAUGAUCAUCUGGAGAAAUUGGGUCUAUGGUUGCUCGAUGAACCCUCUGGCGCUCAAAGUGAGCCCAGUCUCCUGAAUAUGAAACUUCGGUCGGUACUGAGUGGAAGCAUGGGGCGAAAUCCCCGUCAUGCCUCCUCCGCCUCCCUAAUUCCCACCGCCCGAUCGGCCAAGGACAUAGAUAAGUGGAUCACCGAGGUUGAACAAGUGCAUAUGACUCAAUCUAUGUACGAUGCACAGCCCAGAAAGGACAUAGAUGCCCUCUUGGAGGAUUGGCCUAGAUCUUUUGGCGAUGAGGAAACCAAAAACGCCCUAGAUCAGACCUACAGAUCCUGCCUACAGCAGAGCAUUUCUCUAGCUGACUACGUGGGAGUGCUCUGCGAGAGAUUCGGCGUGGAUGGACCUUUGGAGUCGCAGGCGGACUACAUCCACAAUGUCCAGACACUCUUUGCCCUCUACCUGGCCGCCAGUCAGGCGUGGGAGUAAUAGGGGUAUAUAUACCAUAAAUCAUUUGUAAAUCAAGAAAAUCAAUAAAACAUUUGUUCUAAAAAUAUAUGU
This is a messenger RNA of Drosophila erecta, 1644 nucleotides long. RefSeq names its product intraflagellar transport protein 46 homolog (gene IFT46). The transcript is spliced from 2 exons. Gene Ontology annotation, cellular component: centrosome; motile cilium; intraciliary transport particle B. Bases 304 to 1572 code for a protein of 422 amino acids. NCBI's taxonomy places the organism in Eukaryota, Metazoa, Arthropoda, Insecta, Diptera, Drosophilidae. Gene Ontology annotation, biological process: cilium assembly; intraciliary transport. The record is from RefSeq and is a predicted model, not a curated record.